CCCGAUAUAUGUUCAUCAUUAUAUUAUUCUCCUUUCCCUUGCUCUUGAACCUACUUAGCUUCUCCAUAGCCACAACAAAGCACAUAAACCUCACUUUAUCAAUGGAAGGAAAUUCAACAAAAGGCACAUGUCAAAGUCAUGCUUCAUUUUCCCUUGAACCAAAUGAGAAGGUCUUGAAUAACACCCAAGAAUGCAAGAGUUCAAAUACGAAAGACAAUGAUGAUAAGGAAAAGGACCAAGAAGAAGUACCGCAUGAUGAGAAGGUUGAGGUAGAGGAAACGGGACGUAAGAGGCUCAAGAGGCUAAGGGAAGAGGCGAUGGAACAUGUUAAGAUUCCAGAAAAGUGGGGUCAUGAGCAAUUGUUGAAGGAGUGGAACGAUUAUACUAUGUUUGAUGCAUUGUUUGCUCCUCAUAGAUUGAUUGUGACUGCUCGUGAUGCUCUUAUCGCUCAUGGACGUAAAGCAAGGUCACAAAGGUUAAGGAUAUAGAUUAUUUGCUAAUUUCAUUUGAAUAUUAGCUAGUAGUGUUGCUCUUAAUUAAUGUUCUCAGGCCCUAGCUAUGUAGGAGGAAUAAUGGGUCGUCACUGAUUAAAUUCAACCUAGCUACUGCUUUUUCCCAUUUUGUAAUUCAUGGAAGAACAAAAGGAAAAGAUAAAUUAGCAUAUAUUUUACGAGACUGCUAGGAUCUAUGUCAGUAAUUUGUCUUCCUUUUAUUAUAUUUCCGUCAUGCACCAUAUGGUUUCCC
Abrus precatorius (Indian licorice) is the source of this 744-nucleotide messenger RNA. RefSeq names its product protein BIC1-like. Bases 9 to 488 code for a protein of 159 amino acids. The transcript has a single exon. Lineage: Eukaryota; Viridiplantae; Streptophyta; Magnoliopsida; Fabales; Fabaceae. The record is from RefSeq and is a predicted model, not a curated record. Gene Ontology annotation, biological process: blue light signaling pathway.